GACAGGAGCGGCUGCUGCUGCUGCUGGCGCCGCCGGUGCCUCCCUCCGGUCGCUGUCCGAGCCCCGGUGCUCCCCCCCUUCCCCGUUACAGAGGCCGCCACCCCUCCUGCGCCUCUUGCUCCCCGCUCCAUCCCGCCCGUCGCCCCCGCAGCCCGUCCCGGGAGCGCCGCUGCCCCUCCGCCCGCUCCGGGACAGGGCGCGGGGCCGGGCGCCGCCGCUGCUGCUGCUACCGCCGCCGUUACCGCCGCCGCCGCCGGUCGGGCGAUGCCGAAGCCGCCGUUACUGCUGCGGGGGAGCCGCCCCGGGGACAGCGAGCUGGGGCGGCAGUUCCGGGACUGGUGCCUGCGCACCUACGGGGACUCGGCCAAAACCAAGACGGUGACCCGGAGCAAGUACCAGCGCAUCGCCGAGGUGCUGCAGGGGGGAACCGGCUCCGGCGGCGGCUCCGGCGGGGGGGAGAAAGGCAAGUUCCAGUUCUGGGUCCGGUCCAAGGGCUUCCGCCUGGGAAACGGCACCAGGGAGGCGACGAAGAUGGGUCAAGUGGUGGUAUAUGUGCCGGUGAAAACGGGAACGGGGGCAGAUGGACUGUCGGAGCCCGAGGGCAUCUCUCUGAAACGCGUGGCUGUGGUGGAAGAUUUCUUUGACAUCAUCUACUCGAUGCAUGUGGAAAGCUCGUCGGAGCCGGGCAAAGCACCCAAACAUGCCGGGCAGAAGAAAACCUACCGAGCGAUUGCAGAGACCUAUGCUUUCCUCCCGAGAGAGGCUGUGACCAGGUUCCUGAUGAGCUGCACCGAGUGCCAGAAGAGGAUGCAUUUUAACUCCAACGGCCUGGAGCCCAAAGAGAGUGAGCCACCUUCCUCCUUGGUUUCUGGGAUCAUUGACUACAACAUGCCCCUCACCUCGACUUACCUGAAGCAGAUGAAGCUGCGGGUGAUGAAUUCACAGGAGCAGGAUGAGACCUCGGUGAGCAGCGAGGACUUUGAUAUGAACGACUCCACAUGGAUCUCAGCUGACCAGCACCUGAACUCCAGCCUGAGCCCCAGCCAGGACGAGAGCAUGCGCAGCCCGCAGAACCUGCACGGCCACGAGGACGAUGACUCCUCGUCAGAGAGCUGCAGUGGGAAUGGCUCCUCCACCCUGAACCCCUCCACCUCCAGCAGCACGCAGGGCGACAGCGCCUUCCCCGAAAUGAACGGCAAUGGCACCGCAGCCCCCAUGGACUUCACCGCCUCCGCCGACGACCAGCCCAUCAACCUGUGCGACAAGCUCACGCCUGCCCACGUCACCCCUUCCUACCAGUCUGACAGCUGCAGUGCCGAUGGGCUGCGCAGCAGGGUCAAGUACGCGGUGAAGACCACGGCAGAGUCCCCCCCAUACAGCUCUGGCAGCUACGACUCCAUCAAGACAGAGGUGAGCGGCUGCCCCGAGGACCUGACGGUCGGCAGGGCCCCCACGGCCGACGAAGAUGAUGAUGACCACGAUGACCAUGAAGACAAUGAUAAGAUUAAUGACUCGGAGGGGAUGGACCCAGAGAGGCUAAAGGCCUUCAAUAUGUUCGUGCGCCUUUUCGUGGACGAGAACCUGGACCGGAUGGUUCCCAUCUCCAAGCAGCCCAAGGAGAAGAUCCAGGCCAUCAUCGAGUCCUGCAGCCGGCAGUUCCCCGAGUUCCAGGAGCGGGCGCGCAAGCGCAUCCGCACCUACCUCAAGUCCUGCCGCCGUAUGAAGAAGAACGGGAUGGAGAUGACCAGGCCCACGCCGCCUCACCUGACCUCGGCCAUGGCGGAGAACAUCCUGGCUGCUGCCUGCGAGAGCGAAACGCGGAAAGCAGCCAAGAGGAUGCGGCUGGAGAUCUACCAGACCUCCCAGGACGAACCGAUCGCUCUAGACAAGCAGCACUCCAGAGACUCCACAGCCAUCACCCACUCCUCCUACUCACUGCCAGCGUCAUCUUACUCCCAAGACCCGGUCUACAUCAAUGGAAGCCUGAACUACAGCUACCGUGGCUACGGGUCCUUGGGGGGCAGCCUGCAGCCCCCCGCCUCCCUCCAGACAGGCAACCACAGUAACGGUCCGACUGAUCUCAGCAUGAAAGGUGGGGCCUCCAGCACAGCCCCCUCCAACAGCACCAGCCGGGGCAUGCAGGCGGCCCAGCUCAGCCCCACAGAGAUCAGCGCCGUGCGGCAGCUCAUCGCCGGAUACCGGGAGUCGGCGGCAUUCCUGCUCCGCUCUGCAGACGAACUGGAAAACCUCAUUUUACAGCAGAACUGACUCCCUGUGUCUGCAUCACUCCUCGGUCGAGAAGACAAUUUAUACCUGCUAGAAAGAGGCUCCUGGCGGUGUCCUGCUCAGGACCACCAUCGUCCUCCCGCCACGCGGUGGGCACAUGUAGUUUUAGAAGGUGGGAUCCAAAAGACCUGUUCUCUUUUACACUCCAAGCACCUGGGACUUCAGGCACAAGGACACGUUUUGGAACCGUACCAACACCAGUGCCUCCGGCUGACCAGAAGCCAACCCUGCAGCUUGGAAGGAUGUGGGACUUUGAAGGGCAGAAGGGAGCCUGGGGAGGUUUGGGGCUGCAGAUGUAUUUAGAAUAACCUUUGUGGACCCAAAUGUUAGAUUCCCAUCCGCGGAUAAUUUCCAAGUCUUAGGUGAGCUGAAUCACAUAUUUAUUGAGAAAUGGACCCUCCUCUCCCCUUAGUAAUUUAUUUUUCUGAAAAUGGAUUCUUUUGAGUUUGUACAGAUUGCCAGUUUUUUGUCUGUCUGAUCAGAAGGAAUUUAUUCCUGUGAAAUAACACAUUCCAUAUCACUACACUACUAAUUUCCAGGCAGCUCUGCCUGUUUCUCUGGUGAACCCUUGUCCCACAAGGAGCAAGUUUGCCAUCCAGCCCUUUACAUCGAGGCUGCUCAGCCUCCAGUGAGCGUAGUUGGGAGCUGAACAGCAGCGCAAGCGUCCUGCUUAGGCCUUUGUUCUAAGGGGUCCCGUAGCAGCAGUGGGGUCUGAACCUCCCGCAGAGACUUGGCAAGCUCAGCAGACCUCCAGCUGGAAGGACACCUCGCACUCAUUAAAGUCAUUGCAGAUAAGAGAAGGAAGGAGGAAAGGAAGGAGAUACCUGAGAAACACUGUCUUGUGGUCACCAUCCGUACUCUACCUCACACUCCAUUGUGGGCUUCUUCCAGGACUGGCCGCGCCAGUCCUGGGGGACGGUGAGUGUUGCAGACAUGGGGAUCGUGCCGAGGAGGCUGGAACCUCCGGCUGGAGUCCUGCUGUGCCCGGCCGUGCGCUCCGCUCCGUCCGCAGCCAGCCCCGGGGUAGCACCGAAGAGGAACCGCCCGGGCCCCACGGGUGUGUGAGGCAGGGUGGCCCCAGGGCUCACCCCGAAGGUGAGCUGGAGUGGUGACCGCCUGUUUCUGCAGGAGAGACGGGCAGCAUUGAGCAGCAGAACUGACAAAGUCCUCUCCGGGGGCCAGGAUCCUUCCCUCUCCCUGCUCACAGUCCUGGAACAAGCCCACAGUUCCCAAAGUGUGGAAGAACCGUAGUCCGAUGACCAUUCUGCCCUGUUUCCACCCCCCCAACGAUGCACUUCGUUUUGCUCAGUGCAAUACCUACUGCCAGUGCUGCUAACCCAGGGACCUCGCUCCGGCCAGGGGUGCUGAGCCCAGCCCAGCAAUGCAACGUGCUCUGGAGCUGUGCAGAGACCGGCGAGGGUCCCGCUGCUCCCCGCCCCCCGCAGCCCCCCCACUUGGCUGAAGUCCACACCAUGAGAUAGAAAUUCGAUAAGUGUAAAGCUGUUUUGUAGGUAGAAACUUUCUCAGUUGGGAGCCAGCUUUUAUCUUAUUUUUUAGCCACUCAGAGCCAGCGGCCAGGGGCUGCUGCUCCAGGGGCCAACGCUGGUGGCACAGGCUUGAGCAGCCUUGGUCUGGCCAGGAGCAGGCCCGGGAAGUUCCCCUGUACCCUCUGUACCCCAUGAUGCUCCACACACUGGAAAGAGAAGCAAAACUACCCUGGUCUUAGAACAGAAAAAGCUGCUGGCUCCUGAGGCCAGAUGUGCCUGGCCCCACAGCAGAAGGGACCAAGCGUUGCAUUGACUGUUUUCCCCAAACCUUAAACUUUCCAUAGCAUUUGGAGAAAAGGGACCCAGCCCCUGGCCGCGGGGUGCAGCUGAGGGGUCAGUGCAGAGACGAGGUGGUGGCUCUUAGACCUGAGCCGGUGCUGGAACCGGGAGCAUCGUGGCCACACCCAUCCCCUCCUGCCCGCAGCAGCGGAACACGGGGAGGGGGCCCCGGGGACGCCAGCCCCCAGCCAGGGCUCAGACUUAACAUUUUCCCCAGCACUUCACAAGCCUGCUUGGUUUGUCCACUGCAUCCUCCCAUACUUGGAAUUUAUGUAAAUAUUUAUUUUUGUGUGAAUACCAUGAAGUAACAAACCUUUGACAAAAUCUGUAACUGCAGCCAUUUGUGAAAGUCUUACCGUUCAGGCAGGAGAGGCAGAGACAAUCGCUGUCCCGGGAUUCUCCCUCUCCGUGGUCUCCCACCCACACCGGUGCCUCUCUCCUCGGCAGAGGCAGCGGAACCUUUAGCCAUAAGUUUGCCAUCCGUUUGUACUGAAACAGAGGUAACCCCGGGGGCACAUGGACAGACCACCAACAGCCACAGUUGGGUUAAGUUUUAUUUAUCCAAGUCAUUCCCGAUCACCUCUGAACCUGUCUCGGCACAUGUGGAAGUUCAGGAGCUCUCACACGUGGUCAAACUGCUGUAGAGGACACCGAGGCCGCGUUGUGCAGGAGGGUGCCCACCACCGCCCUGUCCCAGCACCUGAUGUUUGUAGCCUGCAGCUGAAUGGUACAAACUCAGAUUCCCAAAGCCCUGGUGACAGCCACAUCUGGGACAAGUUAUGAAACAAACGGGAUUGACUCCGAAUUUCUGUCAGGGAUCUUUUUUCUUCUUUUUUUUUUUUUUUUUCCUUUUUUUAUUCUGUGAGCCACAGCGUUCUGGUUCCUUUGGCAUGAGCUCCACAGACAUCUCCGUGCUCUGCAGCUGCUCCGUGCUCCACCGUGGCUCCCUGUGCUCCAGGACUGUUCACAGCCACAUUCCUGCGCUCUCACUGGGCAGGACGGGGUCAGGAAUUGCUAGUCCGUGUUCUCAACAAGAAGGAACAAGCAGGAGCAGAAUACACUGGCUUUCCAGAUAUCUGAGAGGUGGAAGGAGAAUGCUGGGUUAGCAAAUGGUCUGGAUGGUCUUGGGUUUGGUUAAGAAAAGCUGAUCACUGGUCGAAAAAAGAGAUUUUUUUUUUUUAAUUUAAUUUUAUUUCAACACACCCAUCCUGCCCUGGACAUGCGGUUCCCAUGACGCUGUUUCUCUAUGGGAGAGCGUUCCCGGGGUUGUGAGCAGACGUAACUUGUACCUCCCUGAUCCCAAGGGCCACUUCACUCCCGGAGUGGCCGUCGGAUUUAGUACCAGUUCAUGAAAAAAAAAAUGCUGCUUUGAACUCAGAGGGUUAAUAUACUUUUGAUUUGUAAUUUUUUGUAAAACUUUUUACAAGGUAGCAUAGUAUUUCACCAGACACCAACUACAAUCCGUCCAUGGUCUGAUUUUUAUAUAAUUUAGUGGUGCUUUAGAAACUUUUGUUCGGUUGUUUCGGAGCUGUACAGCUCAGUUCUUCGCCUGUAUCUACCUACGACCAAUGUGAACCUUUGUAUUUUUGCUCCUAAUUUUGGACUCAGUGAAAGUGUACUGUUUACAUGUACAGAACUCCCGACCCCGUGUGUUCUGCCAGACCUGCUGUUGAAGAGGAAGCUGCCCCUCACCCAGUUCGUCUGCUUAACCCAGCCACAGCCUCACCCACCCACCGACACGCGCCCGCCCCGAGGGACACCCCACCAAACCCAGACACCCUUUAAGCAAUUUUGGGUUUUGCACAAGCUGUUGUAUUCUUUUUCCCUGGUAGUUGCACGGAUCGGCUGCAAUUCCAAUCGGGAGCUGAUCCGGAGCUCUGAAGCACCAGGUCUGGGCAGUGCUGCUGCCUCCCCAUCCUCCUCCUCCUCCUCCUCCUGCUCCCACAUGGGCGGGAAGGCGGCGCUGCCCGUAGGAUCCAACUGAUGUAGGGGAGCAGCGGAGGGAGCAGGGGGAAAACACUCCUGAGCAGAAUUGGGAAUACUUUAGGGAAGGGGUGAGCUCGCCCAAGCCGGCCGCUGGCUUGGGGUGGAGGGUGGGAGCGCGGUCCCGCGGGAGGCUCCCAACGAGGCAGAAGAGGCUCUUUGGGAAGCUGGUGCUUUCCCGAGGGCUCAGAUAGAAAGUGUAUGGCACUUAAUCCAGCUUCUAAGGUGACACUUUAUUGCUUAAUCAAUUGAUUCCUUUGGAAAUGAUAGUUUUGCAGAUAGGCACCUAUGCAACUUCAUGUGGCUCUUAAGCAGAUGAGCACUUCCUCCUCAACGAGCUUGAUAAGAGUUAUUUGUGUUAUAUACUGUGGAUUUUUCCAGUAAAUGUGGCUUAAUAUUUUAAUUCUUAGAAUGUGUGUCUAUUAUAUAUGUGAUGCAACUUAAUUCUGUUCUGUUUGUGGAAUGAUUAGCACAGGCCAACUCCCUGUCCCCUCACUUAACAAAGACCAAUGAGCUGUUAAUCGAGCUGUUAUCUCCAUGGUAUUACUUGCUAAAUGCACUGAUUUCAUAAGUAUGUGGAAUCCUUUUUUUUUUUCUUUUGAAUCUGUAUAUCAUAUAUAAGACUGAAUCUACUUAAUAAACACUGUAUAACAAAAAGGGCUUUCUCCUCCACUGUCGAGCCCCGCUGGGUGCUGCUGGCCCCAGCGCUGCCCCUCGCCCCAGCCCCUGUGCGAGAGGUCGGUGCCAUCAGUCACCAGAGCGGGAUCUAAAUUUAGGUGUUUAAAGGAAGUAAAAAAACCAAAACAUCUCUCAGUCCUGUUGACAUAAGCUGUGCUUUCCAUUCCGUAACAGACAGCAUGGGUACCAGAGAGAGCAGUGGCAGCACUCACAAAGGGGGCAAGGCACCAGUUUUAUGCUUAACUUAUAUUUUGACAAAAUUAAUUUUGUGAAGUGUCUGGUUUUUGUGAGAAAAAAAAAGAAAAAAAAAAAAAGUUUUCAUUGAAGUUUGUGCGAAGUUCUCCCUCAUGGAAAAUACUGAUUUUUCGUUAUCAGCUUUAUUCACUAAGUAUAAUAAACCUUUGCAUCCAUAAA
Messenger RNA from Corvus hawaiiensis (hawaiian crow), 7187 nucleotides. RefSeq names its product nucleolar protein 4 like (gene NOL4L). Bases 265 to 2268 code for a protein of 667 amino acids. Lineage: Eukaryota; Metazoa; Chordata; Aves; Passeriformes; Corvidae. The record is from RefSeq and is a predicted model, not a curated record. The transcript is spliced from 11 exons.